Aspergillus thermomutatus is the source of this 1290-nucleotide messenger RNA. RefSeq names its product putative cytochrome P450 monooxygenase. The record is from RefSeq and is a predicted model, not a curated record. Bases 1 to 1290 code for a protein of 429 amino acids. Gene Ontology annotation, molecular function: heme binding; oxidoreductase activity, acting on paired donors, with incorporation or reduction of molecular oxygen; monooxygenase activity. Lineage: Eukaryota; Fungi; Ascomycota; Eurotiomycetes; Eurotiales; Aspergillaceae. The transcript has 5 exons.
AUGACUCUGACCGAGGAUAAAGGCGACGUCGUACGCCUCGGACCAAGUGAGCUCUCCUUCUGCUCCCUCAGUGCCCACGACACCAUCUACAACACAAACUGCGCUUCCUUCAUCACAUAUGGAUCAUUCCAGUCGACUGCGGAAGGUCUCUGUCCACCGGGCGUUACCUUUGUAAGCCAUAGCAGCCCAGCAGAGCAGAGAGAGUUGCGGAGAGUCUUCCAACCCGCCAUCCGUCUCGCGCUCGCGGGCGGUAUUGAGGGCCACCACGAGAGACGAUUCGGCGAGCUCGUGGCCAGGUUGGACAUCAAGGCGGGCGUGCCCAAGUGUUAUAAUCUCACCAGUCUCCUCGAGAAGUUGGAAUGGGAUCUCAUAGGCGACUUGGGACUGGGAUAUUCCGUCCCGCAAAGGCUGAAAGACAACUGGCUCGGCCAAAAGACUCACCAACACCUGAUCGGAGUCGGCUUCGCGCUGGGUUCAUUCCUUCUGGGCCGGCGCGGACUCAAGGUGCUCGUUGAUAUCUUUGGCCCUCUGUGGAUACCAAAAUACCUAGACCCGAAACACCUAUCUGUUGUCGCACUGAAGCAGCGAGCCGAAGGCAAGAACACGUUCGUUUCCCAAGGAAUACCGUACAAGAACGACAAGUACCCUGUCUUGACCAAGCAGAUGUCUAGCAACGUGACUGGCCUGAUUUACGCCGCGUUCGAAACAUCCGAGUCCACCACCCGAGCGAUCCUAUGCGCUCUCAUGCGGGAUCCGUUGCGCUACCGCACUCUACAACAGGAGAUCCGGUCAACCUUCUCAGCCUCCAAGCCCAUCACCGACAGCCAACUCCUAGGACUUCCCUACCUCACGGCCUGUAUCAACGAGGGAUUGCGGCUCUGGCCCGGACUGAACGGGCAAUUCACCAGUCGGGUUUCGACAGGCGCUGUGGUAGACGGUGUUUACGUUCCCCCUGGAUGCUUAGUCUCGGCGGAUCUGUACACACUUCAGCGCCACCCGAGAUACUGGCAUGAUCCGGACACCUACAAGCCCGAACGCUGGUUGGACCCGAAAAACCCAGACGAAAUGCGCGCCUUCCGGCCGUUCUCCACGGGCCCCCGCUCGUGCCCGGGCCGGCAGAUCGCGCUGCAGAAGCUUCGGCUCACGCUCGCCAAAUUCAUGUUCCUGUUCGAUAUGCAGUUUGUCAAUCCCCAUUUCGAGUGGGACCGAGAUGUGCCGUCGGGUCUUUUGUGGAGUUCGGUCGAGGUCAUGGUGCGGAUGUCGCUUCUGGAACCGCCAGUCGAAGCUUGA